AUGGAAAAGUUUCAAGUUCUGCUGAAUUGCGUUGAUCAUUACCAGGCAAUCCAGACAAGUUUUGACCCUCAACUUCCUGUAAAUGCUGGCCCAGCCCCGAAAAGUGUACGCCCGAAGGUCCCCGUCAUCCGAGUUUUCGGAGCGACGGAGACGGGGCAAAAGGUCUGCGCUCACAUACAUGGCGCAUUCCCAUACCUCUAUAUCGAGUAUCAGGGGAGCUUGAAUCCAAAAGAAGUAAAUACUGCCAUUCGCACGCUUCACUUGUCGAUCGAUCAUGCUCUGGCCGUAAGCUAUCGCCGAAAUGCGUAUGAAAAGAAAACGGCGUAUGUCGCCCACAUCACCCUCGUAAAGGGCGUUCCUUUCUACGGGUAUCAUGUCGGGUACAGGUUCUUCUUUAAGAUAUACCUAUUCAACCCUAUGCAUAUGACGCGUCUAGCCGACCUAUUGAGACAGGGAGCAGUGAUGAAACGCGUUCUUCAGCCCUACGAGAGCCAUCUGCAGUAUUUGUCGCAGUGGAUGUGCGAUUACAAUCUGUACGGCUGUGCAUACCUUAAGAGCAGCAAGGUGACGUUCCGAGCGCCAAUACCCACUUAUCUUGAAAACUCGACACAUAUUUGGCAUGACCGCUCCAUCCCAGAGAGUGCUGUUUUCGACAGUUUUACUUUGCCUCGACAAAGCCAUUGCGAUUUAGAAGUUGAUAUUCACGUUCAGGAUAUUAUCAAUCGUGCUGAGGUUAAGGAGCGUCCGAUACACCAAGAUUUUAUGGAAAUGCUUCAGCCUUCAAUUCCGGGCAAAAAGCUUGUGCCCAGCUUGGCUGGGUUAUGGGAAGAAGAAUCUCGACGAAGGAGGGGCAAGCUUAAUCCCUCCGAUACGGAUAGUAGCUCGCCUUUCCGCCCUGAAGAGUUGGUUUCAAUGUCUGCGGAUCCUAGAAAUACGGGUCCUGGCGGUUGGAUUCAUGAGGAGGAGUAUAGAACGAAAAUAGAAGCUGUUACGGAUGAGGAGCAUCUUGGGCGAAAACCCACUUUCGCAGAUUUUGUUGCAACGACGCCUUUCGAGGCUACUAUUCGGUCAUCUUUGAGUAGCGUUGAAGACCUGUUUCCUGAGAACAUACAGGCUGUGCAACCCGAGAAUUUAGGAAUGGAUGAUACAACAGCAGAGGAAUCUAGGAUACAUAUCGAGGUAGACGAGAGCUGUAUACUUCCUCCCAGACAGGAGGAGGUGUUUUCUUAUGAUUCGGAUGAUGAUGGUUUGAAUGGCUCAUUUCUGCAUGAGCAGGAAGUUGAGAUUGCAGGCGAUUUGGAGCCCAACCCCCCUGAGGGACCUGCGAGCUCGUUGGACUUUAACGACCAGGAAGUUUCGAACGCAGCCACCGAAGCGGUGGUUGAAGAGCAGGCAGACCUUCUAGAGCUGAAACGUUUCGGGGUUCGCCCAUAUACCGAAUUGAUUAACAGCCAAGAAGAUGUUUUCGAGAUCGACGAAUCGUUUAUUAGCGACAUAACUUCUCACCCGAAUGUUUCGAAACGCGCAAAUCCAUCUGUGCCCGAGAGGGAUAGGGAGAACAAACGGUUUAAACCGGACAACGAUAGCAAGUUUCCAGCUGUCACGACCAGGGCUUCCCAUGACAGAUUGAAGAGCGCCGCGGCCAAUACCCUCUCAGCCGAUGGAUCUACAGAUUUAGAAUCCAUAGCCGUUAAUCACCCACUUUCAUCACAGCUCAAGCAAUCCCAGAAGCGUACUAGCAGCUAUAACGGAAAUAAGCGAAUAUCCUUCCAUGUGGUUAAAGACGCGCAUGAUCCCGCAACCAUUUCAAGACUGAGUCAACAGGAUAAUUUGUCGCAGAAAUCCCAACCGCAGGGUCCAAAACAAGGCCGUAGCCAGCCAGUCUCCGUCCCGGAUCCAGAGACUCCCAGCCACAAUUCUGAAACCUCUUCUGAAUUAAAUCAUACGGGGACGUCUUCAUCAUCCAUUUUGGAGCCUCAACCAUGUCUCUACGAAUCAUUCAACAUACCACAAGAGAGUAAAAUCUUUAGUUUCAUUCCACGCUGUCCCCCGCUCUCUGAAGUUCUGUCGACAAUGCACGACGAUGGCCGUCCUUCAAUUAUUUACCAAGGACCUCACUAUGGCAACUCGGACGAUGUCCCUCAUCGUGCACGCGAAUACGCUGGAAGAGAAUUUAAGCUAGAAAGUGUUACGGUGCCUUAUCUGCCCCCGUUCGAUGCGACUGGGUACUCUCCUGCGUUGUUCGGAGACAAGCCACCUGUAAUCAUUAAUGGAGACGCCCUUGAAAAGGAUAACAACAAGCUCCGAAAAUCUUGCUCACUGCGGACCUGGGAAUUUGCACCAACUGCCCCAAGCCGUAGUGAAGUUAUUGAAUGGCUUGAGGAAGAAACUCGGAAAUUCAAGGAUGCUAACGAGAGCAAUGCCCCUUCACAGAAGCCCACAACUUCUGCUCUUUCUCAGAUUGAAGGCCCAACUCAAAAGAAUCGCCAUGGCUUCAAGUAUUCUCAGAAAAAGCCGACGAGGAACGUGCGACAAGAGGCUCAAUAUAUGAGUGUGAUGAGUCUGGAGGUUCAUGUGAAUACACGUGGCAUUUUAGUUCCAAAUCCUGAAGAGGAUGAAAUUUCCUGCAUUAUCUGGUGUGUGCAAGAUGGUGAAACUGGCAUAGAUGACGACGAUGAUUCCGGUGGCAUGACUGCGGGGAUUAUUGCUCUCGCUGAAAAUGAAAGCCUCGCAGCUAAGAUAUCUCCUACCAUGGUGUCUGAGUUUGACGAAGAAACUACAGAGCUUGAUCUUCUGACGAAACUGGUUGAUGUCGUAAGGCAGCGUGAUCCCGAUAUUUUGACGGGCUAUGAGGUACAUAAUAGUUCGUGGGGGUACCUCAUUGAAAGGGCGAGAUACAAGUUCGACUAUGACCUUUGUGACGAGUUGUCCAGAGUGAAAACAAGUUCCCAUGGACGGAUUGGCAAGGAAAAUGAUCGCUGGGGGUUCAAUCAUACGUCCUCAAUUCGUGUUACUGGCCGACAUAUGAUCAACAUAUGGAGAGCAAUGCGAGGGGAACUAAACUUGUUACAAUAUACUAUGGAGAACGUAGUCUUCCAUCUCCUUCACCAACGCAUCCCGCACUACGCCUUCCAAGAUUUAACGAAAUGGUUUACCAGCAAGAAGCCGCGGGAUAUCGCAAAGGUCAUCAAUUACUUCGUCUCACGGGUUCAGCUGAAUUUGAAAAUCAUUGAAGCGAACGAAUUGGUUUCCAGAACUAGUGAGCAGGCUCGAAUAUUGGGCAUCGAUUUCUUUUCUGUUUUCUCCAGAGGAUCGCAAUUCAAAGUCGAGUCACUCAUGUUCCGAAUUGCGAAACCAGAAAAUUUCAUCCUCAUCUCCCCAGGCAGGACGCAGGUUGGCCAGCAAAAUGCACUUGAGUGCUUGCCGCUUGUCAUGGAGCCACAAAGCGAUUUCUACACCAGCCCGCUCUUGGUGCUCGACUUCCAGUCGCUGUAUCCGAGUGUCAUGAUUGCCUAUAAUUACUGCUAUUCGACCUGCCUGGGAAGGGUCGUGAAUUGGCGGGGCCAGAACAAACUAGGAUUUAUUGACUUCAGGAGGCCAGCUGGAAUUCUUGAGUUAUUCAAGGAUCAAGUCAACAUCGCCCCCAACGGGAUCAUAUACGCCAAGCAGGAGAUCCGCAGGUCAUUGUUAGCGAAAAUGUUGAUCGAAAUUCUGGAAACAAGAGUUAUGGUUAAGGGUGGCAUGAAAGCUGAGAAGGACGAUAAGUACUUGCAACGUCUACUCAAUAACCGACAACUAGCGCUGAAGCUAAUCGCCAACGUCACGUACGGAUAUACGUCUGCUUCAUUUUCUGGUCGAAUGCCGUGCGCGGAGAUUGCAGAUAGCAUCGUUCAGACAGCCAGAGAAACGCUAGAAAAAGCUAUUGCGCUGAUCCAUUCUGUCGAACGAUGGGGUGCUGAGGUAGUGUACGGAGAUACCGAUAGCAUUUUUGUUUACCUCAAGGGGCGUACGAGAGAGGAGGCCUUUGAUAUUGGUGAGGAAAUUGCGAGAAAAGUCACAAACUCAAACCCGCGCCCUGUCAAGCUCAAGUUCGAGAAGGUUUACCAUCCGUGUGUCCUAUUAGCGAAGAAGCGGUAUGUUGGGUACAAAUACGAGAGUCGCUCGCAGAAGGAUCCAGAUUUUGAUGCCAAGGGGAUCGAAACUGUCCGCCGCGACGGAACACCCGCAGAGCAGAAAAUCGAAGAGAAAGCGCUGAAGAUACUGUUCGAGACGGCCGAUCUGAGUCGGGUGAAAAGCUAUUUCCAGAAACAAUGCGCUAAAAUCAUGCAGGGCAAAGUCUCCAUUCAGGAUUUUUGCUUUGCAAAAGAAGUUCGACUGGGAACGUACAGCGAGCGGGGCAUGCCACCUCCUGGCGCCCUUAUCAGUGCCAAGCACAUGCUUGAGGACCCAAGGACGGAAGCGCAAUACGGAGAACGGAUUCCUUACGUGGUAAUCUCUGGUGCACCCGGUGCUAGACUCAUUGACCGCUGUGUAUCCCCGGAAGUUCUCCUGCACGAUUCUCAGCUAGAGUUGGAUGCAGAGUACUACAUUUCCAAAAACCUAAUUCCACCACUUGAGCGGAUUUUCAACCUCGUUGGUGCCAACGUUCGACAAUGGUACGACGAGAUGCCCAAGUAUCAGCGUGUGCGGCGUAUUGACGGCGGUGCUUCGAAUGCCUCCGCAAAUAAAGAAGGGUUCUCCUCGAUGAAAAAGACAUUGGAGUCGUAUAUGAAAUUGUCUUCUUGUGUUGUUUGUCGGGACAAACUGGAGGAGGGUGAGGAGCGGAUUUGCGGCGGCUGUUUGCGGGAUGGCCAUAUAUCGCUACUACAACUGAAACAUAGAUUGAUGAGGGAGGAGAGAAAGAAGGUUUAUUUACAUAAAGUAUGCCGUUCGUGCAUGGGCGUUUCGUGGGGGGAAGAUGUUAAGUGUGAUAGUAAGGACUGUCCUGUUUUCUACACGCGGACUAGACAGGAGUCCACGCUCAUGAGUACCCGAGCAGCGGUUGAGCCUGUCAUUAGCAUUCUUGAGGACCAGAGUGAGGAGGGUCCGUUGAGUUGGUGA
Blastomyces gilchristii SLH14081 is the source of this 5100-nucleotide messenger RNA. RefSeq names its product DNA polymerase zeta subunit. Gene Ontology annotation, molecular function: DNA binding; DNA-directed DNA polymerase activity; nucleotide binding. The coding region runs from base 1 to 5100 and encodes 1699 amino acids. NCBI's taxonomy places the organism in Eukaryota, Fungi, Ascomycota, Eurotiomycetes, Onygenales, Ajellomycetaceae. Gene Ontology annotation, cellular component: zeta DNA polymerase complex; nucleus. Gene Ontology annotation, biological process: double-strand break repair via homologous recombination; error-prone translesion synthesis. The record is from RefSeq and is a predicted model, not a curated record. The transcript has 2 exons.